AUGGACAAGUCCAGGAACAGUGAGAAUGUUCGUAUGGUGGGGUUGAGAGGCAUCACUUCUGACGGGGCCGACGCUACGUCCGAACCUGGCUCCGGGGAUCGAAUAGCGACCCGAGAGGUGUGGCGGCCUGGGCUGGGUGCGCGCAUCCACGACUAUGUGAACAUGGCACAAAUCCCCAUGCUUUUCCUGUUAUCUGUUGCGAGCAUGAUUACGGACCGUGUGUGGGUGCAUGCAACGCUCGUGGUCUACGCUGACUUGUACUUUUUGAGCGACACAAUGUGGAUUCUGUUUGCGCCCUACAUCGUGAAACAACCGUGGGCCAUUCUGGUGCAUCACCUUGUGGCGAUGGUGUUGCUCAUGCAGCCGACAACGGCUCUUCUGCGACUGGCCAACCUUGUUGGAGAGUGUCGACGCGUGACCACGCGCUGCUUCGAGAUCGGGGAUCUGGCGUCCUUGGCGCUAGCUUUUACCGCCAUAACCGCGGAUAUCCUUAUUGUUGAAUUGAAUACGCUGUUUCUCCUACUGCGCCGAAACAUUCGAGGCGGUUGGGUGUUUGAGGUUCUUUUUUAUGCCAGCUGGCUCGGCAUACGCAUCGUUUGGUACCCCUAUAUCCUAUUUUAUAAGGUGCUCCCGCAUCCAGCUGCCGCCUGGUCCACCAAGGUCUCCUUUGUCGUAGUGGUGGCCUUGCAGUUCUGGUGGACGCUCGCGUUUUUGAGCCCUUCGUAUUGGAAACGUCAGCGUGGGAAAUUUCGAGAGACCUCGCUCUCGAGACCAGCACCUGGGGGAGUCUACUCACCGACGGCACGGGACAAGUUUCUGUGA
This is a messenger RNA of Cyanidioschyzon merolae strain 10D, 822 nucleotides long. RefSeq lists its product as hypothetical. Lineage: Eukaryota; Rhodophyta; Bangiophyceae; Cyanidiales; Cyanidiaceae. Bases 1 to 822 code for a protein of 273 amino acids. The record is from RefSeq and is a predicted model, not a curated record. The transcript has a single exon.